AUGUUCGAGCAAUAUAUAUCACAUCAAAGUGGCGGGCGACUGGCCCGCCAGCUGCUGCGACUCGCGGACAGGGCCGAGCUCGGCAGGAGUGUGGUGAUGGACGUCCUGCUGGACGGGCCGUACGGCGGCGUGUUAGUCGACGUGUACGGGUCUAGAGGCGCUCACGUGGUGCCGCUGGCGGAGGGCGUCGGGGGACAAGGUGGCUGGAGGAAAAGUACUGGAGAUCCGCGUGUGGUAUCAUGA
Messenger RNA from Phytophthora infestans T30-4, 243 nucleotides. RefSeq lists its product as uncharacterized. Bases 1 to 243 code for a protein of 80 amino acids. The record is from RefSeq and is a predicted model, not a curated record. The transcript has a single exon. NCBI's taxonomy places the organism in Eukaryota, Oomycota, Peronosporomycetes, Peronosporales, Peronosporaceae.